AUCAGUGGGUGGGUGGGUGGUUCGCCUCCUCAUCCUCUCCUCCCCGCACGUCCACGGCGAUGGCGCCCGCGCCCCCGCACUGCUGACCCACCCCCGCCGCGCACUCUCAUGACCGUGGUUUGGUAGGUGGGGCGGAGGUUGGUAGGCCGGGACGUGCCGGCAGGCGGUUACGGGAGGCGCGGCCGCGAUCCCGGGCCGGAUCUGGACGCCGCGAUGGAGGACGCCGUUGCCGCUGAGAAUGGGAUCGAGGGGGAGGGCUACGUCGUCGUCAAGGCGGCGGCGGCCGCGGAGGCGGAGGGGGACUCCGGCGCCAGCGAUCGUGGGGAUCUCGCCGCCCCCGCUGAGGACGCGGCGCCGGCCGGAUCUGAGGACGCCCCGGCCCCGGCGGUGACGCCGGACGAGACCGCGGCACCUGCCAAGGCGCCGGCCAAGAAGGGUGGAUCCGGGGACGCCGCCGGGGUCCGGAAGGCGAGGCCGCAGAACGGCAGGGUGCCCGCCGCCGCCGCCGCCGCGCCGAGGGUGAAGAAGCCCGGGGUCCUCUCGCAGAGCGCCUCCUUCCCGGCGCGGGGUGCCGCCGCCAAGAAGGCCUCGGCGGUUGCUACUCCCAAGCAGGCCAAGGGCGUCGUGACCAAUGGAUCAGAGGCGGCAGCAGGCCGGGCAGCCGAGAAGAAGGCGAAUUCAGCGCGGACACCUGUCGCUCGCCGGUCGAUGCCUGUCAAGUCUGGAUCAGCGGAUGCGGCCGCCCCAAAUGACGCAAUUCCCGCUGUCCAAGAGCCACAUGAAAACACCGACAAGCCAUUGAAACAAAUGCAGCCAGGGAAAACAGAGGAUGAUGUGCGCUCUACCACAUCAAGUACCAAUACUCCGCGUGCAGCAGCUCGCAAGAGUGCUGCUGUUGCUGCUGGUUUUAGUUUCAGAUUGGAGGAGCGUGCUGAGAAGAGAAAGGAGUUUUUCCAAAAGCUUGAAGAGAAAAUCCACGCAAAGGAGCUGGAAAAAACAAAUCUGCAGGAGAAAUCUAAGGAGAGCCAAGAGGCUGAGAUCAAACUGCUGAGGAAGAGCCUAACAUUUAAAGCCACACCUAUGCCAAGCUUUUACAAGGAGCAGCCACCCAAAGUUGAGUUGAAAAAGAUUCCCCCAACACGCGCUAGGUCGCCAAAGCUCGGCCGGCACAAGCCAGCCAAUUCUGCCACUGCUGCUUCUGCGGAUGGUUCUGUAUCAUGUGAGAGCCCACGGAGCACUGCAAAUUCGAGCAAGGUAAAUGAAGCGAUGGAAAACAACAAACCUCAUGCCCCUGCUAGAAAACCUGUUCAGAGGCCAGUCGUGAAAGCUCCAUCACAGGCGUCUGCGACCACAAAGGCUGAAGCAAGACCCGUGGUCACAAGGCCAAAGAUCUCAAACUCGAAACCUAAGGCUUCAAGGGCAAAGGUUGCGCGAGCGCAAGAAACCCCAGCUGAAGCCCCUCCUUCAGAACCUGCUGCUCCAGAAGAUUUCACGGUUGAACAUGGCGUUGGAGACGCCACAGGUCCUGAUCUGACCGCGCAAUUGGUUGCUUCGAACGAAGUCCCAGUCCAUGGUUGAUCAGCUGAGCAUUUUGCAUAUUUAUUCCCUUCUUGCAGUUCUGUGAAUAGCGAGGGUGUGUGCUUCAUUGGAAGUUGAAUCGCUCGAAGUGUCAUGGUUUAUCGUUUCCGGAGUAGACAUCCAUUUUGUUUUUCAGCUUGUCAUCGGGCAUGCCAUGUAUAUUGCUUGGUAUUGUGUUCUUGUUUAAAAUUUCCAGUCUUGUGUAUAUUGGAUUUGUUUGUCGCUGGAGAUCCUAGGAUUGUUGCAAUACGCUGAGGCAAAUUGUGGAUUGUUUU
Messenger RNA from Zea mays, 1853 nucleotides. RefSeq lists its product as uncharacterized. Gene Ontology annotation, molecular function: microtubule binding. The record is from RefSeq and is marked validated. Lineage: Eukaryota; Viridiplantae; Streptophyta; Magnoliopsida; Poales; Poaceae. Bases 214 to 1578 code for a protein of 454 amino acids. The transcript has 9 exons.